CCGCCCGGAGCGCCGCAGCUGCUGCCGCCGCCGCCACCUCUGCCACCGCACGCACCUGGCAUGCUUGGAUGUCCCUGCCUUGGCUGUGGUAUGGCAGGCCAAAGGGUCGUCUUCCUCACUUUCCUUGCCCUGGAGCUUCUGGGAAGGGUUGGAAGUUCUCAGCCAGCCCUCCGGAGCCUGGGGGCUGCAGCUGCCUGUCGCCUGGAUAAUAAAGAAACCGAGUCCUGGGGGGCUUUGCUGAGUGGGGAGCGACUUGACACCUGGAUCUGCUCCCUCGUGGGCUCUCUCAUGGUUGGGCUCAGUGGGGUUUUCCCCUUGCUGGUCAUUCCCCUGGAGAUGGGGACCAUGUUGCGCUCAGAAGCUGGAGCCUGGCGUCUGAAACAGCUGCUCAGCUUCGCCUUAGGUGGACUCUUGGGCAAUGUGUUUCUACACCUGCUGCCAGAGGCCUGGGCCUACACCUGUAGCAUCAGUCCCGGUGGUGAAGGACAGAGUCUGCAGCAGCAGCAGCAGCUGGGGCUAUGGGUCAUUGCUGGCUUCCUGACCUUUCUGGCCUUGGAGAAGAUGUUCCUGAAUAGCAAGGAGAAAGAGGGCCCCAGCCAGGCCCUCAGCAAAGACCCCACUGCUGCCGCGCUCAAUGGAGGCCACUGUCUGGCCCAGCCGGCUGCAGAGCCCGGCCUGAGAGCCGUGGUCCGGAACCUCAAAGUCAGUGGCUAUCUCAACCUGCUGGCCAACACCAUAGACAACUUCACUCAUGGGCUAGCUGUGGCCGCCAGCUUUCUUGUGAGCAAAAAGAUCGGGCUUCUAACCACAAUGGCCAUCCUCCUGCAUGAGAUCCCCCAUGAGGUGGGUGACUUUGCUAUCCUGCUCCGCGCUGGCUUUGACCGAUGGACUGCAGCCAAGCUACAGUUCUCUACAGCCCUGGGGGGCCUUCUGGGGGCCUGCUUCGCCAUCUGUACACAAUCUCCCAAAGGAGUAGAGGAAACAGUGCUCUGGAUCCUGCCCUUUACCUCUGGAGGCUUUCUUUAUAUUGCCCUGGUCAAUGUGUUGCCUGACCUCUUGGAAGAAGAUGACCUGUGGCACUCCCUGCAGCAGGUGCUGCUGCUCUGCUCCGGCAUUGUGGUGAUGGUGCUGCUUUCAUUCUUCGUCGAAUAACCAUUCCUGACAUCCCACUCUGCAUAGCAAGCAAUAAGAGAGCCAACUUGUUCUGUCACUUUGUGUGUGAGGCAGAGGGUGAAUGCUAGAACCAGCCUCACUGGACAGAGGGUAUGGUGUGCACGUGCAGCCAGAUGUGUGCAAGAGACCGACACUGUGAUCCCUGUGUGCAGAGUACAGAGCAGCGCCUGCCCAGCCACACCCCAUUGUCACCUAGCAGCAAGGGAGGACAGCACUGGUGCCAGCACAGGCCUCACUUCCCACUCAAAGAAAGCAGCCCAAAGAGCCCAGGGGUACAGAGAACCAGAGUUGUCCCUGCUGGGCCUCUAGCCCAAGAGCAACUGAAGCUCUGACCAUUCAGGUCCCAAGCACCUUAGAGACAGAGACUACACAGCCCUCCUACACCACCUCGGCAGCCAAAGAAAGGGGUGGAGGGUGCUUUGUAACCCCAGCCCCGCACAGCACUGAUGUCCUACACAGCCUCAAGGGCUGCAUCCUCAGGGCUGCCAGCCUGGGCUCAUGCUUCCCCAGCAAAUGCUCCUUAGCCUCAUAGGCAGCUCUCACCGCCCCUGACUCCAAACAGCAGCCUGCAAGGCAGCCGAGUAGUCCUCAGGCUAGCAGUCUCCCAGUGCAGCUUCAGGAUGCUCCUGCCUGCACAGGGUCCAGCAGACAUGCCCCAUGCAGGCAGGGAGAAUGAGUCUUGUUGCCCUUCCCUGCUCAGGCCCCUAGUCCUCUGGGUUGAGGGUAAGGUGGGGGUGGUGAGGGCUCCACAUUGUCAGCGUUCAGGAAUGUGAACUGGGAGAAUGCUGAAGCCAUAAUCCCCAACUGUUUCACUUGGCUGAUGUCCAGGUACUCAGCUGGCCCACUCUCCAGCCAAACUCCAGCCCUGCUGCACAACUGUGGGUGUUAGAAGUGGCCACUGAAAAGUCUGAGUGAUCCCAUAGUAGUUAUACUGUGGUUCAUCUUUAUCUGUAAAUACCUGUUCUAUAGAUAAAAUAAAUAUUACCUAGACCGCU
This is a messenger RNA of Phodopus roborovskii (desert hamster), 2168 nucleotides long. RefSeq names its product solute carrier family 39 member 13 (gene Slc39a13). Gene Ontology annotation, molecular function: zinc ion transmembrane transporter activity. The transcript has 10 exons. Gene Ontology annotation, biological process: zinc ion transmembrane transport; intracellular zinc ion homeostasis. Gene Ontology annotation, cellular component: membrane. NCBI's taxonomy places the organism in Eukaryota, Metazoa, Chordata, Mammalia, Rodentia, Cricetidae. The coding region runs from base 61 to 1152 and encodes 363 amino acids. The record is from RefSeq and is a predicted model, not a curated record.